UCUGAAAAACACAGACAUAACAGCAGGAGUGAUCUAAACCUACUACACGCCGGUAUAUCGCCGAAAGCACUGUUGAGCAGACACAGAUUCGCGUUAGGGUAAUUUUAAAGUGGAUUUUUGUAAUCAGCCAUGGAAGAACUCACGGCGUUCGUGUCGAAAUCCUUCGAUCAGAAAACCAAGGAGAGCACCAAGGAGAGCAUCACGUACAGGGAAGUUUUGGAGAGUGGUUUAGCCCGAGCCAGAGAGCUGGGAAACUCGGAGUCCAGCCUUCAGGAGAUUACUGAAACCAACAACAACCAUUGUGCGGUACACCUUUACAAGGAGCACGCAGAGCUGGAAAAGGAGAAAUUGAAGGAGUUUAACGUGACAAGGGCUACUGACGGUAUUUAUGACUGCAAAGACAAGAAGGAGGACGUGAAAUCAGAGGACGAGGACGCACAGAGUAAACUGAAGCAGAGACGGAGCAGAACAAAUUUUACCUUAGAGCAGCUGAAUGAACUCGAGCGGUUAUUUGACGAGACGCAUUACCCAGACGCUUUCAUGCGGGAGGAGUUGAGUCAGAGACUGGGCUUGUCUGAGGCCCGUGUGCAGGUAUGGUUUCAGAACAGAAGGGCGAAAUGCCGAAAACAGGAAAAUCAAAUGCACAAAGGCGUUAUUUUGGGCACCGCGAGUCAUCUGGACGCAUGCAGGGUCGCUCCUUACGUGAACAUGGGCGCACUCAGAAUGCCAUUUCAACAGGUCCAAGCACAGUUACAGUUGGAGGGGGUCGGAGCGCACUCUCAUCCUCACCUGCACCCACACCUCGCAGCCCACGCUCCCUAUCUGAUGUUCCCGCCCCCACCCUUUGGAUUACCAAUCGCGUCGCUGGCAGACUCAGCCUCCGCGGCCGCCGCCGUUGUAGCGGCUGCCAAGAGCAAUAGCAAGAACUCCAGCAUCGCUGACCUGCGACUCAAGGCAGGACUUCUUGGAGGCCACUGGCUCAGCCCUUUCCAGGCACAGAUCACAGCCCCAGGACCAUACAAAAAUGUCUGGAUGUCUGUCUGAAAACCAGCGUUUAGGAGAGAAGACUUUUGUAAAAAAAAGCAAAGGCAGACACAAAGUGAGGCUAGAGGUCGAACAAGUGCGUUUUAUGGACAGACACUGAGACUUUGGAAGUUCAACCUCAGAGCAAAGAAAAAGACGGCCAUAUUUGCCUCCUCCUACCACUGUGCCACUGCCUAGUGCACAUGUUCAAUUGAAGAUAGACCUAUUGGGGCUGGCCUCCAUUGUAACUGACAUACAUCUAUGUUGAUCACUGCCAUGAUAACCCACCACUACAAUUCAUAUCUAAAGCCGUCGUUUGCUUUUUUGACUUUUCCGUUCUGCUGUGGACAAAGACUGGAAACAGCAAUAACAUCAAUGGUACAAUCGCCUGGUUUUUAGUGGAAUUCUUAUGAUUAUUUCUUGUUUUGGGAGGAAAUUUUGCAUUGCUGUUAUUUCCUCUGGGCAUGUGUAUGGACUUUAGCUUUCAUUCCCAUAUUUUGUGCUCUAUAUGUGAUGUGUCCGGGAUUAGAAGUGAACCUAGCUUUUGCACUUCAGGUCUUGUAUUAAGGAAGGUGUUUACCAUCCUUAAUGCGAGAUGUACUACUUUUAGAAACUAUUGAAAUAAUUCGGCUCAACGAAAUGACUUUUUUUCAAAAGGAUGAACAGUAACUGCAAUUUUGUAAUUUAAAAAUGUAAGAAGCAUCAGUUAAACUGAAAUGCAAUUAUGUGCAGUUAAGUGCAAUACUGUAAAUAUGGAAAACUUAAUAUAGCGGUUGAUGUUUGCUAAUUAAACAAACGAUGAUUUUAACUUGUUGGAUUUUUUUGGCACUGAUGUUGACGUGCUGAAGCUCUACAAACACAUCUUUAAAAGCUGUGUAAGGGAUAAUUUGCUAAUUCAUUUGCAAUGUGCCAUAACUCCCAGAGGUACAAUGGUAUUCGAAUAUAGUUUUGUACACAUAAAGAGAGAUAAAUUGAUAUCACCCUAAGGCACACAAGGAAAACUCAUUUGACGCUCUACAAAUAUAAUACAAAUGCUCUAGGUUCGUGGGUCAUAAAUAUCUGUCUGGUUUUCAGUACUGUAUAAAAAUCCACCAAAGACGGCAAUUAAAUAUCAUGAAUCGAGGUAGUAAAACUGCACCGAAAGUAUUUUUCCCAAUAUAGAAAAGUUAAGUUGCUGACAAUAUGAAAUUUAAUAUAAUACGCUCAAAAAUUUCUUACCAAAACAUUAUUUUCAUGACCACAGUACGAAGACUUCGAACUAACAGAUCUUGCAUGGUCAGGUCCACCUCUAACAAUAAAUGCGUGCGUUGUUUUGUUGUUCUCCAUUUUUAGUAAUGUUUCUUUAAUUAAGGUCAUAGGUGCUUUUAUUUAUUAUUUUAUCUGAAAGUUUAUAAAUGUUAAAUAGUCAAAUUUCAAGUGUACAUAUUUACAUGGCUUUGCAUUUAUUUUUAUAUAUUUUUUAAAUGUUAACAUUUGCAACGGUUUUAAGCAAACGUGUGACUGCAGUACAUUUGUUUGACUAAAAUGUAGCGUGUUUGAGUUUACAAACAUUUCAGGGAUGGUGGAUGAAACCAUAAUACUUUGUGUUGAGAUUUUGUUGUAUCCCAUUAUUGCAUAUGCAAGCAUGCCCAAACAUGAUUCGCCAUCGAGUUUUUUUCUGUUGUUUCACAAAAAAGAAUGUACAUCCUGUACAAGUAAUCUAUCAAUAAAAGUUAUAAAUAUUU
This is a messenger RNA of Misgurnus anguillicaudatus (oriental weatherfish), 2747 nucleotides long. It is a transcript of the gene shox, whose product is annotated as shox homeobox. Lineage: Eukaryota; Metazoa; Chordata; Actinopteri; Cypriniformes; Cobitidae. Gene Ontology annotation, cellular component: nucleus. Gene Ontology annotation, biological process: regulation of transcription by RNA polymerase II. The record is from RefSeq and is a predicted model, not a curated record. Gene Ontology annotation, molecular function: DNA-binding transcription factor activity, RNA polymerase II-specific; sequence-specific double-stranded DNA binding.